Molecule: messenger RNA, 3869 nt
Organism: Cynoglossus semilaevis (tongue sole)
Lineage: Eukaryota; Metazoa; Chordata; Actinopteri; Pleuronectiformes; Cynoglossidae
Gene: fam20ca
Product: FAM20C golgi associated secretory pathway kinase a
Exons: 10
Coding region: 1124-2818 (564 amino acids)
Biological process (GO): protein phosphorylation; enamel mineralization
Cellular component (GO): Golgi apparatus
Molecular function (GO): protein serine/threonine kinase activity
Source: RefSeq, a predicted model, not a curated record
UUUAACUAACUAAGGGCUCCUUGGUUUGUGCUCAUCAGAUUCUCCAGAGACCACUCUGAUUGGCCAGUUGUGCAUGAAGAAGAAUGGCCAACACUUUGUUAGUUUCAUACACGGACAUUUCUUCACUGGUCAUACAUCAUGUUGGUCUAGUUUCAGGCUGCGUCCGCGCCCUCUAGCGGCCUUUACAGGCGUGGCAGCAGCCUCACAGUGAGGUUCCAGUGCGCAGCUUUUUUCCUCCUCUUUGAAGCUCGCCUCUCAUGUCACUACUGUUACUCAUAUGUGCAGCCAAUCUCUUCCUCAUGACGCCACCAAGGCUGGGCUCAUGGGGCUCCGGUCUUCAUAUUUAACCCACCCAGCCCUGGAUGCACACUUGGACUGGAGACAAGAGCGUGUACGAGGGGACAAAUUGACAAACAGGAAGGUUCUCUGCACCUGCUGCCAGCCGCUCUCUGUGACUUCACCACCACCAUCACCAUCACCACCGGCGGCGGCGGCAGCAGCAGCAGCAGCCGCGGGACGGAAUCCAAGCAUCUCCGCCACGGAUCACCUGUUAUUUUUGAUGGAUUUCUUCCGUUGUUUUUUCUUCGAAUUAUCUUCCAAAUCUUUAAAGAAGGAAGACUGUGAUUCGGUGAACUAGACUGUAUCUUUCUGUCUUGAGACUUUUUUUUAUUCUCACCGACACGAUUGGCAUUUCUUUUAUUCUAAGAAGCAAAAGCGGAAUUCGUUGAACAGGGAAUCUUUCUGUUUUGUUUUGUUUUUUUGUUGUUUUUUUUUUUUUUUUGCCAAGCGCCUUUCGGCAAUAUUCACUAUUUUUUAAACAAUGACAUGAACAAUAAGCACUUGAGCUUUCACUUUGAGCCGCUGCCUGUAAAGUGUUCGUUGCUUCAAAUGCGCGUGUCCGCUCACCUGUCUGGGCAAAACCUGGACCAGUGUCCAAAUUAGAAUAACAUCGAACACACGAUGGAGCUGUUAAGAUAGAAGCAGCGGUGUUGCGUAGGGAACGAUCACGGCGAACCUUCAAACUAACAUCGCUGCUUUGUCAUCGGUCGUCGGUGUUGAACACCCAUGUCCUCGCCGUGAGGUGUGCUGCGCUUAAAAGCUUCAGUGUAAAAAAGACAUAAAGAUGAUUUUGUUUCGUAAAUUCAGAGUGUUGAUACUGAUGGUGUUCCUGGUGGCCUGCACCAUGCACAUCAUGAUAGACUUGUUACCCAAAUUGGAGAAGCGUGCGGCGGGAACGGACGGCGGGGACGGCGGCUGCCAGUGCGCACAUCACCCGGGCGCUGAGACGCAGGGCUGGGGGAAGCAGCGCGCUAAGUCAGCGGCGGAAGCCGGCUGGCCUAACAAACACACGCUGAGGAUCCUGCAGGAUUUCAGCAACGAGCCCAACUCCAACCUCACGUCGCACUCCCUGGAGAAGAUCACGGCGGCCGGGGACACUGCCAGGCGGAUGAGACCGUCGGCCGGGAAGGCGCAGGACCACAAGCCGCUGUUGGGAGACUCGAGUGGGGUCCACGACCACGGGGUCUCUAAACUCACGGCUCUUUUUGGGCAUCCUUUAUACAAGAUUGCCCUUCCUGCUCUCACGGACGGCGACACUUUGUUUAAUGUCAACACUGACAUCCGCUUGUAUCCAAAGGCAACAGGGAAUCAAGAAUGGCACAACGAGGAGGGUAACGCAGAGGAAGACUUGUCUCCAACAGGAGAGGCGACAGCUGAAUCCUACCCAAACUGGCUGCGUUUCCACAUUGGGAUCAACCGCUUCGAGCUCUACGGCAGACACAACCCAGUGCUGGAUGCUCUACUGAGAGACCUGGUGACACAGAGGAUUACCAGUGUGGCCAUGAAAUCAGGAGGCACCCAGCUGAAACUCAUCAUGACUUUUGAGAACUACGGACAAGCGCUUUUCAAACCCAUGAAGCAGACCCGGGAUCAGGAAACACCGCCGGACUUUUUCUACUUCUCCGAUUUCGAGAGGCACAAUGCUGAGAUUGCUGCUUUUCACUUGGACAGGAUACUUGAUUUCCGAAGAGUGCCCCCAGUGGCAGGACGACUAGUGAACAUGACAAGAGAAAUCAGAGACGUGACAAGGGACAAGAAGCUGUGGAGGACGUUCUUCAUCUCACCAGCCAACAACGUCUGCUUCUACGGUGAAUGUUCCUACUACUGCUCCACUGAGCACGCUCUGUGUGGGAAACCAGACCAGAUCGAAGGCUCACUCGCAGCCUUCCUGCCAGACCUCAACCUGGCCAAACGCAAAACCUGGAGAAACCCCUGGAGGCGCUCUUACCACAAACGCAAGAAAGCAGAAUGGGAGGUGGACCCAGACUACUGUGAUGAGGUGAAGCAGACGCCUCCUUACGACCGCGGCACCCGCCUGCUGGACAUCAUGGAUAUGACCAUCUUUGACUUUUUAAUGGGGAACAUGGACCGUCAUCAUUAUGAAACCUUUGAAAAGUUUGGAAACGACACUUUCAUCAUUCACCUGGACAAUGGAAGAGGGUUUGGAAAACACUCUCAUGAUGAGAUGUCCAUCCUGGUACCACUCAGUCAGUGCUGCAGAGUGAAGAAGUCGACCUACCUGCGGCUCCAGCUGCUGGUCAAAGAGGAGUACAGGCUCAGUUCCCUGAUGGAGGAGUCUCUGCUGCGUGACCGUCUGUCCCCCGUCCUCAUCCAGCCCCACCUCCAGGCCAUGGACCGCCGUCUCCGACUAGUGCUGCAGGUCAUCGAGGGCUGCCUGGACAAAGAGGGAUAUGACAAUGUUGUGGAGGACGACUUAGUUGGAGACACAUCCACCCACAGGAGCGGGGGUCAAAGGUAGUGAGGGCGGAGCCUAUGGUUGACCGGGACCACCAGUAACACAUGAACAAGGACCACGUCGGCGGACGUCCGACAAUAGGAUUGGACCAAAUGUCCCACCUCUGAUGAAUUCAGUGAAUUCCCAAGACUUGCCAUCAUUGCCUCUAAGGAACCUGCUGAUUUAUGUGUGUUGUUUCUAGAAGACACUGUCCACAGACACAGUGGACGACUGGACAGACUGGAGUGGACACUUUGUAUUUGUUAGAUACAGAUAUAUUUUUGUUUUACCAGAUGUUGUUUAAGACACAAAGGAACCAUGGCUGUGUUCUGGUUUUGUUGUGUUGUGUUGUUGUGUUGGUAAAAACCAAAAGAGAACCUACACUGACUGGACAUCUCUAUGGCCAGACGAUAAGCUUUACCUGUUCUUACAGCAUAUGGACUGGAUAAGGACACAUGUCCAAGUUUAGGGAUAUUGUUUGUUUUGUUUUUGUCGUCUUAGAAAAUAAUACUUUUUACAAAAUGCAGCCAAAUUCAUGAACCUUCAAGUCUGGUACAUAUAUAAAAAAAGUUUGAUGUUUUUUUAGAUUUUAAAAUGGGGCCAAGCUUAAAUGUUAUUGUACGUCAGACUUUACAAUGUCUUCAGUCUCAGUUCAAACAUAUUGUUCACUUCAGGUCCGAACAUGCCAUCACUUUGCCUUUUUCCACUUGUUAUUCUUGUUUUCUUAUUUAACACUACGUGCAGUCAAACACCAUGUGACAAAACUAUUUUACAAACCAAAAGGACGGAGCUGUUACAGACAUUAAUAAUCCAACCUGAGGCCUGAAGCAUUUAUUGUCGUCCCACAUGUCAGUCGUAGAAAUGAAACAUAUUCCGAGUUGUAUGUUGUUUUUAUUUCACGAGAUUUGAAGAAUUAUUUAUUGUCGCACUUCAGUGAGUGAAAGUGUUUUGAUCAUUUCUCAGCUACAGUUUUGCCUCAUGUUGCUUUUUAUGUUAAACUAUAGAUAAGAUGUUAAGUAUUUGGAUAAUAUUUUUGAAUCUGGCUGUUAUUUUCAUUAGAAGGAGGAAAAAAAAC